This is a messenger RNA of Dentiscutata heterogama, 387 nucleotides long. NCBI's taxonomy places the organism in Eukaryota, Fungi, Glomeromycota, Glomeromycetes, Diversisporales, Gigasporaceae. The record is from the annotation of a GenBank genome assembly.
AUGCCUAAAAAGAUGACUCGAAUUAAAAAUUCGAAAAAAAAGCAAAAUGCUUCAAAAACGUCAAAUAUUGUGAAUGAACAAGAAAGUCCCAUAGUAGUUAAUAAAGUCCUAGACUAUCGUUGUGUGAAUGGAAAUGAUGUGUAUUUACAACAAUAUCAAGUGGGCGAACAAAUUAAAAUAAAUUGGAUGAAAUAUGAAUCAAUGAUCGAAUGUGAUAAUUUAAUCCGUGAUUACUGGUUACGUGAAAGAAGUAUCAAUCCAUUAGCUUCACCAUCAGGUUCCUCAAAAAUUUUAGUAGGUUCUGGAUGGUUCCAAUUUCGAUCAGAAUGUGAACAAUCAAAUAAUAGCGAUAGUACAGACUUUAUGGAUGAUCUCACUCAAACUAAU